Molecule: messenger RNA, 1587 nt
Organism: Phoenix dactylifera (date palm)
Lineage: Eukaryota; Viridiplantae; Streptophyta; Magnoliopsida; Arecales; Arecaceae
Source: RefSeq, a predicted model, not a curated record
AGCUCGUAGCUUUUCUCCAACAACAGUAAGCCCUCAUAUAAUUUAUUAAGUUUAAAGCUACAGAAAUUUCCCUAUGCCGGUAUUUCUAACGCCAGUUAUUCAAUCCAACGAGACAAACUCAAGAGCCAGCAAUCUAGUCCCUUCAUCAGCUUGAAACAAAGUUCAAACUCCAAACUUGUCCAGAUUAUUUUGAAUUUCCCUGCCGCGAACACUGUUCCACUGCAUAAAACCAAAUGAACCCAACUAGGAAGAGACCAUCUCCGUACGCCAAGUGGCCAAAUGACCACCUUUCCCUUACUUCGUGAGUCACGCCCCCGUCCAAACGCGCCGCUUAAAUUUCUCCCCUUGAAGCGUCCAAUACUACCGUAUGCUCCCUUCUUUAAAACAACCGGACAAAAUACACAGCGGUCCAGCCUAUUUGAAACUUUGAAAUCUCCCUUCCCUCCCACCUCCUCCUCUCCAUGCUGCCUCCAUUGCAAGAUACAUAGAAAGCUAGCCACUUAGCCAGCCAUGGGUUGCGUCUCCUCCACCUUCCUCGAAGACGAGGACCGCAUCGUCGGCGGCCCUACCAUCGGCCACCACAUCGUCUCCCUCACCUCCACCACCUACGGCCACCUCACCACCCUCGACCAACCUCCUCCCCAAACCCCUCCACCACCACCACCACCACCACCUCCUCCACCGCCGUCUCCCCCCUCCUUCACCCGCCGCUUCCUCCCCAUCCCCCGCUCCGAGCCUGAGGUCAUCAACUCCUGGGAGCUCAUGGCCGGCCUCGACCCCACCACACCCACCAAGCCCCCCCUCCCCCCCUCCCCAAGUCCGUGCAAGGAGAACUCCCACCGGUCCCUCCCUUUCUCCGAUCCACAGCGGAAGGGAAACGUCCUCCGGCCGCUCAACGCCGGCCAGCGGCCGGUGAGGUACUCGCUGGAGAUGUUCGAGAAGAGGUGCCCGCCAGGCGGGGCGCAGGUGGCGGUGCUGUACACGACGACGCUGCGCGGGGUGCGGAAGACGUUUGAGGACUGCAACGCGGUGCGUGCGGCUGUGGAGGAGCUCGGGGUGUGGGUCCGGGAGCGGGACGUGUCGAUGGACAUGGGAUUCCGGGAGGAGCUCCGGGAGCUGAUGAAGGGGUGUGGAGUUCAGGGGCCGGCGGUGCCGAGGCUGUUUGUGAAGGGGAGGGACAUCGGCGGGGCGGAGGCGGUGCUGAGAAUCCAUGAGGAAGGCGGGCUGGCGGGUUUGCUGGCGGGGCUGCCGAUGGCGCCUCGCGGCGGGGUCUGCGACGGAUGCGGCGGGGUGAGGUUUCUACCGUGCUUCCAGUGCCGCGGAAGCCGGAAGGUGGUGGUGGUGGCGGUGGCGGCGGCGGAGAAGGAGGAGGAGGAGAAGGAAGGGGUGCAGGGUGGUGGAGGGAACCCUGGGAAGGGGAAGGUUGUGAGAUGUACUGAGUGUAAUGAGAACGGUUUGGUGCUCUGCCCCAUCUGCUACUGAUUUUUUCCUUCUUUUUUUUAUACCUUUUUUUUUUGAAUUUUGUCAGGUUUUGGGAAAGGAAUAUAAUAAUGGAGAAUGUGAAUGAGCCGAUGACUCUCUUUUUUA